UAAAACAAUGACGAAGAAGUUUGUUGACCAAUCAGUUGGCGAUGUUGACGGCUUUCCUCUUCCGUACACUGGAGCCGUCGGUGUGCACAACCUUCCCAUACGAACACAAGCGAGCCAUGGCUUCCCGAGCGGGACCGCGCGCGACAGGCACGGACGGCAGUGACUUUGAACACAGGGAACGAGUGGCCUCACACUACCAAAUGAGCGUGGCCCUCAAGUCCGAAAUCCGGAAACUCAACAUGGCCCACUUGCUGGUGUGGGUGCUGAUGGCAGCUCAGGUGACAGUGAGCCAGCUGGGUCUCGUGUCCCACAAAACCGUCGCCUCACCGUACCAGUGGGAGUACCCGUACCUCCUCAGCGUUAUCCCCACCAUCUUCAGCUUCAUGGCUUUGCCCCGCAACAACAUCAGCUACCUGGUCAUCUCCAUGAUCAGCGCCGGGCUGUUCUCAGUGGCGCCGCUCAUCUACGGCAGCAUGGAGAUGUUCCCCGUGGCUCAGCAGCUGUACCGACACGGCAAAGCUUACCGCUUCAUCUUCGGCUUCUCGGCGGUGACGAUUAUGUACUUGGCGAUCGUCAUUUCCGUGCAGGUGCACGGCUGGCAGAUCUACUACAGCAAGAAGCUGCUGGACCAGUGGUUCACCAGCACGCAGGAGAAGAAGAAGAAAUAAGCUGGUAGGCUUGGAGAAGAUACAUUUGUGGCUGUCCAAAAAUAAACUGCGGCAAAAGGGAAAACUUGUCUGUUGACCGAUGCAGCUUCGUAUUUGAUGAAAGGUUGCCAGGCUUUUUGUGCCUUUUAUAUUUUAUUUGCAUCGUUUUCCUUCCGUGAAGUCUGCCGCCAUCGGUGCAUACUGUACAUGAAAGCUUCUGGCAUUUCAUCAUUCUCCAGUAAAAUGUUGUCAACACUG
Syngnathus acus (greater pipefish) is the source of this 905-nucleotide messenger RNA. It is a transcript of the gene jagn1b, whose product is annotated as jagunal homolog 1b. Bases 42 to 668 code for a protein of 208 amino acids. The transcript is spliced from 4 exons. Gene Ontology annotation, cellular component: endoplasmic reticulum membrane. The record is from RefSeq and is a predicted model, not a curated record. NCBI's taxonomy places the organism in Eukaryota, Metazoa, Chordata, Actinopteri, Syngnathiformes, Syngnathidae. Gene Ontology annotation, biological process: granulocyte colony-stimulating factor signaling pathway; vesicle-mediated transport; endoplasmic reticulum organization.